Sebastes umbrosus (honeycomb rockfish) is the source of this 1574-nucleotide messenger RNA. RefSeq names its product ecto-ADP-ribosyltransferase 4-like. The record is from RefSeq and is a predicted model, not a curated record. The transcript is spliced from 3 exons. Gene Ontology annotation, molecular function: NAD+-protein-arginine ADP-ribosyltransferase activity; NAD+ poly-ADP-ribosyltransferase activity. Bases 468 to 1460 code for a protein of 330 amino acids. Lineage: Eukaryota; Metazoa; Chordata; Actinopteri; Perciformes; Sebastidae.
AUUGGUAUGACUGAAAAACCCAAUGAAAAUAUAAAUAACACCAAAACUGGGUCAAAACAAUAAUUUUUUGGGUGUGAUUGGUGACCCAGUUUUUUACGUUCGUGGGUUACCGAGUUGAUGUUAGAUUGACCAGCAUUUCUCACACACACAUCUCAAAACCUGUGCAAGUAAAACCAAAACUAUCUGCACGGGUGAAUCCCACUUGAAGUAAGAGAGAAAAUUGUGUAUUUUUGUAAUUUGGGUGAACUGACCGUUUAACCACGCAACUUCCAUCUUUUGGAGUUGAUGAAAUGGAAAAAAGUGUUUUGCUGGCUACCUAAAAAUAUCUGGGGAAAUCCUUUUGGUUUGGCGUGACUCCACCCUGCUCUGAUAUAAGAGAAGAUGACUGAUGGCACCAUACAGACCGAAGACCUCACUGGAUCUGACAGUCACAGCACCUGCUGCACCGUUACCUGGUAUCUUCAAUCAUGAUGAAGGAGAGUAUGUUGAUGUUUAUCGUCCUUUGCUGCCUCUGUGUGAGGAUAAGACCUCUGAAUGCAAACACAUUGCCUGAACAUGACACCAUAAAGGCCCUGUUGAAACGCUCUGAUGUCCAAAAGGUUGAUGUUGAGACAUCCUCUCCACAGGAGGCUACAGUGGACCCAUCUUCAGCAUCUGAAGAGCCUGUAAAUGUUCAGAAUACCUCCGUUCAGGCUGCCGUGCAGAAAACCACAAACGCCUCGCUGAAGGCAGCAGUACAGGUCCCGUCAGGUCUGUCCAGGCUCAUCAGAAUCCCUCUCAGCUUGUCUCUGGACUCCGUCGAUGACAUGUAUUACGGCUGCUCCCAGAAGAUGCUGAUCAACGUGAAACGCCACUACCUCCCCAGGAGCACCAGGGAAGGUCUGCACUCCACAUACACAAAGCUGUGUGCCCUCAAAGCCAUGAAGAAUAAGGACAUGUAUGACCCGCUGUCCUGGAAUCACUUCAGGGCUCUGUGUGCCUACACAGCGGGGUCAUACGACGACCUAAACCGAGCAGUCCGUAGGGGGAAGGCUUCCUACAAGACAUCGUUUCAAUUCCACGCCCUCCACUUCCUGCUGUCUGAUGCCAUCCGGCUCCUCAAACUCAACCAAAGAAGCUGCUUCACCACCUACCGGAGGAGCAAACUGCUCUUCAUCGGGGAAUUAGGACAAACCAUUCGCUUCGGCUCAUUCGCCUCCAGCUCCCUCAACAAGGACUUGCGUCAGUUUGGACGGAGGACCUGCUUUGAGAUAGAAACAUGUUUUGGCGCCUACCUCAAGUCCUAUUCCGAGUUUGACUCGGACGAAGAUGAAGUACUGAUUCCUCCGUAUGAGAUGUUCACUAUUGUCUCUGUGAACGUGACGGGAGAGAACGACUUACACUGUGAUGCUUUCUACAAGCUUGAGACUGCCGGGGUUUACAGCAGUCUCAACUGCCAGGCUGAGGACCUUUAUAAUUAGCAGGAGUGUCCAAUUUUAACACUAUAUCAGUUUAGCUACUGUCACCAGAUCAGCAACAUGUCUAUUCUAUUAUGCUUCACUGUCUUGAAUUCAUUAAAACAAAUGGCUGUUUAG